AAAUGUUAUUUAAUAACUUAAAUAUUGGACACUAUUAGCUGAUACAUAGGUGGUUAAACCAUUAGGAAAAUGUGAUAUUAAAUUAACUACUAUUCUCACUUGAGAGUGAAACCGUGUGUUUGAAAAUGCUGACAAAAUUGUCUUCAUUUAAAAACUGUAAUGAUGCACCCCGCUCUAAAACUCGGUGUCACUUCAGUGUAAUUAAAAUGUCUCCCUCUAGUGAGCAACUGACAGCACAACUCUACAUGAGCACGGGUCUCACACACACACACACACACACACACACACACACACACACACACAAAAACACACACUGACUUUGCCACACACGUAUGCUUUGUUGAAAACAUAAAGCAUCUUAGUACAAAUUUAGGAAACCAAGUCCAACAAGAUACAGUGUAUAUAGAUUAUUUGACAGGCGGAUAAGUGCCAAAUGGUUUCUAAAUCUCAGUGCACUCGGCCCUUUUAAAUCUUGAUGAAAGGACCGCUUUUAAAGCCUAUUAACAAAAUAUAUAAACUGGUGAUUAUUUGAUAUUAGACAACUAAAAAGGUGAAUGGAAAGCUAAAUUGUGUGGUCAAAUUCUUUCAUGGCAGUCAUAAUCCUCAGUAAAUCCUGUUUAACUUAAAUAUAGGGAAAGCCAUUUUAACAUUUAUUUUCUUUAAAACUAAUACCUAUUUUUGUUACUAGUAGGCUACAUAUUUUAAGUAACUAAUCCAAUACUGACUAGUAUCUUUUUCAAUUUCACUAACAACUAUUCAGUAUUAUUCCGAUAUCUAUUCAGUUAGUCACAAGUACUUAUUUAUUUGAUUGGCUACUAGUACUUGUUCCUUUGCCGAUAAUGACAAGUAACUGUCCCACUGUUACUGUAAUAAAUUGCAAAUUUUUGCCAUUGAAUCAUAUGGGGAUCUGUUGCUCAGAUACUAGACUAGUCAAAUAAGUACAUCUAAUGAACAUAGGCUAUAGUUAGCCUACUAGUGAAAUUGAAAAUAGACACUGUCACUAUUGAAUUACUCUUAAUUAAAGUACCAUAAAAUAGAUAGUACUUUGUAAAAACAGCCUGCCAUAAGGAUAAACUGGAGUAUCGUGAGUUAUGCAAACGUAAUCUCUGUUUACCUUUUGAAUACGCGCUCGUGAUUGGCUGACGCGGCUCUCACUCCCGCUGUGGGCGUGGUCAACUCACUCUACUCUAAAACGCUUCAUAAACAGUCAUUUCAUUUAAAACCGCGCUAGGCAUGGUACGAGUCAUUACACAUCGUUGAGUUGUAAAGUGCUGGGCUUCAUUGUCAGUCAGAUCUGAUCAUGUGCGAUUGUUAGUGUUAGCAAACUAGACAAAAUCUUCACUGCACUUAUCAUCUGUUUAAGGACAGUCAGUUGGCUUGGCUUUGAUUUUGUGAUGGCAGAAGCGCAGCAACAGCUGGUUGACAUCGACCCGGAUUUCGAGCCUCUCUCCCGGCCGCGCUCAUGCACCUGGCCGCUGCACCGACCGGAAUUCAGCGAGCCGGGGAGCUCGAACACGUCCUCCCCGGCACCGUCCGUCAAGCCGGAGCAAGGUAUCGUGGACUUUAUCAACAGCCUAAGUUUACUAGAGGAGACCGAGGACUACCCGGAGGAGAAACCCGUCCUUUUGAACGACUUCCACUGCCAGGACAACUGCGUUCAUCCCCAGCAACAACAUCCUCAGCAGCCGAAUCCCCAGCUGACGCACCCGCAACAGGUGCCGCCGCUCCCCGCCCCUGCCAGCAGCUCCAGUUCUGCAGCGGCCCAGAGGAAGAGCAGCUCGUCUCGUAGGAACGCGUGGGGGAAUAUGUCAUACGCUGAUCUCAUCACCAAGGCGAUCGAGAGCUCCCCUGAGAAGCGGCUCACCCUGUCUCAGAUCUACGAGUGGAUGGUGAAGAGCGUGCCUUACUUCAAAGAUAAGGGCGACAGCAACAGCUCAGCCGGCUGGAAGAACUCAAUCAGACACAAUCUGUCCUUGCACAGUCGUUUCGUGCGCGUCCAGAAUGAAGGAACAGGAAAGAGCUCAUGGUGGAUGCUGAACCCUGAGGGGGGAAAGAGCGGCAAGUCUCCACGCCGGAGGGCCACUUCCAUGGACAACAACAGCAAGUUCACCAAGAGCCGUGGACGAGCUGCCAAGAAAAAGAUGUCAAUGCAGGGUGGUCUGGACGGUGGUUCUAACAGUCCUGGUUCUCAGUACCCAAAAUGGCUCGGCAGCCCCAACUCUCACAGCAAUGACGACUUUGAACCCUGGACCACCUUUCGUACCCGCGCAAGCUCUGACGCCAGCACGCUCAGCGGCCGUCGCUCACCUACCUUCCUACCUGAGGAGGACGAAGCCGGCGAGGUCCACAUCGGGUUCCCAGGGACCAAACUGGGUGGGCCCCUUCCCAGCCUGUCCGAAGUAGCGGGUCACCACGGUUCUGACAACGUGAUGAUGAACGACCUCUUAGACAACCUCAACCUCAUCUCGCCCAAAAAUAACACCCAGGGCAGCCAAGACGCCCAGACUGCGCCCAUGAUGCAGGGUAGCCCUGGGUACCCAUCCUACAAUUCCCCCAAUAUGGGUCCUCAGCCCCAGGUCCAGCAGGACUACCGGAAGUGCCUGUACGGACAGGGUGGGGUUGGCGGACUCAGUCCAAUCGCCAUACCGACUUUAUCGGACAGUAAACCAGGAGGCUAUGGACCCUUUGUUAGUCAGUACAGCUGUGCUGCAGGGAUGCUCAAAGAGCUGCUGACCGCAGAAGCCGAUCCGAGAGGGGACAUGAUGCAGUCUUUAGAGUCAGUGGGGUCUUGUGAAGGGCGACGGGUGCUACCCAGCUAUGCCAGUCAGGGACAAAUGGGACAGGGAGGCAAAAUGAUUACACAUCCUCACCUGCACGCGCACCCACGAUCGCUUCAUCCGUUGCCCUCGCCAACAAUGGGCAUGAACGGCUGUGCCCUGUUGCCCCACGGGCAUCCCAUUCGCCUCGGUAACAUGAAGCCACAACCACACUUGCCUCAUCACGCUCAGCUGGCCAGAGGCGGAGGUGAGGCCGGGAUGCCGAGUUACACCAACGGCAACAGUUUUCACAGGCACGGACCAGUUCCUCACCUCCAUCACAGCCACCCAGAGCGGCUGCCCAGUGACUUAGAUGACAUGUCGAUCGAGCAGCUGGACUGUGACGUAGAAACAGUCCUUCAUGACACGCUCAUGGACGGCGAUGCUCUGGACUUCAACUUCGACCCCAUGAGCAGUCAACAGAAUUUCCCGCACGGGGUCAAGACAAACACGCAUAGCUGGGUAUCUGGAUAAACGUGCUUAUCCACUCAAACACAUACACAUUGGCGAGGCAGGCUGUUUUUGAUUUAUAAUAUGAAUAUAUAUGUAAAUAUGUCAUAGACAUAUAGCUGGUCAGUUGACAGUUGACUAAAGCAGACUGAAUGCUGUCGGUUAUACCAAAAGGCAACACAUACAAGAGAAACUUUUAAACUUUUCAUUUCCUUUUCAUCUGCAAUGACUCAAUAAUUGAAAGUGUGAAAUAAAAUUAUUACAAGUGAAAACUUUUUUUAAGCAUAAACCUAUGGGAGCCCAACUUAGCACAAUUUUAUUUCCAAUAAUUGCGACUAUCUUGCUAUCGUGACUUUAUUUCUCACAAAUGCGACCUAAUUUCUCGUAGUUGUGACUAUAUAUCUUACAAUUCUGAUUUAAAUUCUCCCAAUUCUAAAUUUAUUUCUCAUAAUUGCAACUUAAUGUAUCUCAUAUAAAAUAGAACAAAUUACAGACAUGUCAUUUUAGUCACUAUUACCAUUUUCUCUAUUCUCUCUCUCAAGUGUGUGCAUAAACCUCAUGAACUGUUUACCUCAACCAGAACUUCUGCAGCCAAUCAGCAGAGGCCAGUGAAUGGUCACUAUUUACUGAUAUACAGUACAUUGUUCCAGUAGACUCCAUGAUUGUCGGGAAUCAUCAUAAUCUGUUUUUGGUUAGUCAGAGUGUAAAUAUUGAAGCUGGCUAAUCAAAAAUAGUCACGUCAUACACUCACAGACAUGGCUUUUUUUUUUUUUUUUUUUUUUUUGUCUAGUUGGUCUCAGUUUGGCAAUGUAGGUCACUAAAAGGAAUUCAGGGCAGAAUGUGUCAUGUCAACUGGAGUGCUAUGUAAUGUCUGGUAUAGUGUACAUUAUCAUUGUCAUUUCAGGGUGCUGAAUAAAUACGUUUUGUACAGAGAUGUAUAUUUUUGUUGUACCAAUGGGAUGGUAAAUGAAAUGUUUAUAUUUGUACACUUUUACGCUUCUUACUGGUCAUUUUAAAUGCUCUUCAAAGACCCCUCCCAGCCUUUAAAUGUCUAAACAAAUUCUUUAUUGUGGCCUUGGUUGCUGUGUAUAUAUAUUUAGAUUUUCUCAAAACUGCUGGAUGAAUUCUUUCAUUGUAUAAAAUAAUUUGUACUUUGUGCCUUCCCCUCUUACAAACUGGCAUUUGGGUCAGUUAUGUAAUGAUUUUUCCUCAAUUUAUGAUUAAAAAAUAUCUUUUUUAUAUAUGUAAAAUAAAAAAUGGUAUAAUCAUCCUGAGAUGAUCGCAAAGAGUCUUAAAAGGCCGUUGACUUUUUAAUGACAUGGAAACGUUAGUUCAAGUAUAACCCCAAAAAAACUUCAUGAUAUUCAUGAUUCAAAAAUUCAUAUUUGUAAAAUAAUAUGCUUGAAAACAUUUUUUUUUAAAUAAUAAUUAAGGUUUUUUCCCUUUUUUUUUUUUUGUUGAUAUUUUUAGAGUAAACAAAUCCUUGAACUUUGGAAUGGAACAUUGAAAUCAACAUUUCUUGCCACAAGAUCUUUUUUUAUUAUUUUUUUUUUUAUCUUGGAUAUUUAUUUUUAUAUUUAUCAUUGACUUGUUCACCAUAAUAGCAAAAUUGAACAAAUCUAAAAUUUGCUAUGCUGAGAUUUUAGAGUCCUCAGUAAAGGUCACCAGAGGUCACAUUUACUUCAGACUAAUUUUGUGUCUAUCUGAAGGUGUCAGGCCUCCUUAAAAUGUUUCUCCAUUUAUGUAUGUGACACAAAUUCUAUGAUAAUUUAAUGUAAUUUAAGAGUUUUCUCUGUGUUCUUGUGUUGUACAUACACAUUCAAUGUUACUGCACAUCUACAAAAUAUUUAAUGCUUUGAGAUUUUCAACAUGUGAGAGAUUUUCUAUCCAAACAGUGAGGUGUACCAUGAAGGUUUGUAGAGUAUAAAGAAUAUUUUAAACAUAUGCAUAUAUUUUUAACAGAUAUAAAACUAUCUGCAUUUUAAUUGUAGAAUGUCUUUAAACAUUAAAAGUAUGCUUUUGUUUGUUAUCUGAUCAUAUCUGUAUAUGAUUUUAAGUAUCACUGACAGUGUGAGGUUUUUUUGGGUCUUUGUUUGAAUCUUUUGACAUGUAAAUAGCACUGACUUUGUCUUAUUUAAUAAUCACAAAUGUCAUUUGUUUUGACUCUAAUUUCUUAUUGGAUGAAUUUGUCUCAAAUGUGUUAGUGAAGUUUUUUUUGUAUUUGCUGAUUCUAAUGUUGUCUGACGUGACCUAAAUGAGAUGGGGAGAUGUGUUCCCACUGUAGCCGAUUGUACUUUAGAAACAUACACUCAUCGUACAGUCCUUGUCAGAACCACAUGCUUUUAUAGAGUAGUUCUACAUGGAGGAAGUGCCUGAUAAUAUUGUAAUGUAAUUAAACAGCGAUGAAGAAUUGAUUUUCAGUUAUCAAAAGGAAAAUUGCAGCUGUUAUAUGAAGCCAUAAUUGUAUAUAAAGGUAUGAAUAUAUGAAAAAUCAUUAAGAA
Ctenopharyngodon idella (grass carp) is the source of this 5767-nucleotide messenger RNA. RefSeq names its product forkhead box O1 b (gene foxo1b). Gene Ontology annotation, biological process: regulation of transcription by RNA polymerase II. The coding region runs from base 1395 to 3290 and encodes 631 amino acids. The record is from RefSeq and is a predicted model, not a curated record. Gene Ontology annotation, molecular function: DNA-binding transcription factor activity, RNA polymerase II-specific; RNA polymerase II cis-regulatory region sequence-specific DNA binding. The transcript has 3 exons. Gene Ontology annotation, cellular component: nucleus. Lineage: Eukaryota; Metazoa; Chordata; Actinopteri; Cypriniformes; Xenocyprididae.